This is a messenger RNA of Halichondria panicea, 1880 nucleotides long. RefSeq lists its product as uncharacterized. The transcript is spliced from 3 exons. Bases 73 to 546 code for a protein of 157 amino acids. The record is from RefSeq and is a predicted model, not a curated record. Lineage: Eukaryota; Metazoa; Porifera; Demospongiae; Suberitida; Halichondriidae.
GAAGUGAAAAUACUGAGUGAAAGAACUGCUAACAAAUUAAGGUCCACUCCAAGACACACUACUAUAGUAAAGAUGGGAACUGAUGAGACAAGCAAGUUAGUGAUCAAUGGAAACAACAACCAAGAUUCAUCGCUGAGGGAACGAGUGUCCAAGUAUCUCCUCCCAGUGAUGGUGGCAGUGAUAGCAUUGGUAGUCACAGCACUAACAGCUACCAUUGCUACAAGCAAUACCAUGGCUACCUACAAUCGCUGCUACCAAAACUUGGCCAACUGCACAGCGAAUGGCUUUACUUGUACCACGGCAUCCUUCCCAUAUAACAUUAGUGGUUACUACACAACGGACAUACGUUGCGAAUACGAAGCAGAUAACUCUAUCCACUCGUAUAUCCAUGCUUAUGCUACUCUACAAAGAAGUGGCAACAUCGGUGAUAUGAAUGUGACGUGCUGGUGCCAGGCUAAUCUGAAUCUGCAGGCUGUCUCCAAGGACAACAAGACUUUAAUAACCAAUGACAAGUGCUGGAUAGUGGUUACUAGGUGCCCGGAGUGAAUUGCUAUUUGAGGGAGUUGUCUUAUACAAAACACAUGUAGCACAUUAGGAUAGAGGCAUGUUAUAUAAUGUUAGCUCUGAAGUUACUGCAUGUGCUGCUAAAUAAUUAAUUUUAAAUAUGUGCUUGCACAGUUGCCAGUUAAUUCACACCCAAUAAAUACGGCAUAUAAUUAUACUGACUGCAUUGACACACAAUUAAGCAGCUAUGAAUAUCAUCACAAAUAACCAGUCACAUAUGGUCACAUAACCAGUCACUGCAUGAUCGACAAUGGACAGCUAUGAUGUCAUUGCACAGUACAAAUAUAGUACAAAUAUAAUUUCCCCAUGAGACCUCGUAAAAGGCUAUGUACAAUUUCAAUUCAAGUAUACAUGCACAUUACAACUAUAGAGCACUAUAAAUGGCAGACCUGUUAUUUCAAUCCCUGUUUAAUAGUAGUAUGGAGGCAGUACGCACAUGCAUGCACAUGAGGUGACUUCCCGCACAAUGGGUGUCAAUGCAAAUUAACUUUCGUGGGAGUCCCAGGUGUUUCCCCUGGCUCAUCAAUAUAUGAGACUCACACUACAUAAUAGCCUGAAGUAUAGUAUAGUAUAGUUUCAAGUCCCUGAGUACGUUAGAGACAUUUGACCUCUAUAGCUCUACAGCUCUAGACAGUUAGAAAUGGCAGAAGCUGAGCAACUAAGAAUAAAUGAAGAAGACCACGUAAGAGAAGAAGAAGACGAACCUCUGUUGGUGCGUGAUGGUGUAAACCACAAACGACGUAAUUACCUAAUUGCCGUGGUGAUCACUGUACUCUUGGUCCUGGUACUCAGUGCUGGAAUAGCAGUGCUAAGCACCUCCCAGCUGACUGUCAAUAACAACAACUCCAUUGACAACAACAACAGCUCUGUCAACAACGACAGUUCUAGUGGCGACCAUAUCCCGGCUGAAAUGCUCCACAAUAAGUGCCACAAAAACACAACAUCUUGUCGGUUCCUAAGAUGGUCAAAUUUUCCGAAUUUUCCGUGUAACACAGAUUCUCUACCACUGAAUGUUCAGGGCUACAACACCACGAGCGUUCAGUGUACGAUCAAGACCGAUGUAUUCUGCCGUGCACGUGCUAAAGCCACUCUAUGCGAUAGCGAUGGUGGAGAUAAGCAUUGUCAGUGUCAUAUGCUGAGCGCGAGCGACACAUCUACACCAUGCUCUGGAGAGUGCAAUUUAGAAAUAACCAGGUGUCCAGUCACUUAAGUACAUGUACAAUCGAAAGCUAGACAAAAUUGACAAUUUGUGUAACUGUAAUGAAUCAUAAAAAUAGUGCACAAGCACACAUGAACAUAAUUAUUAUUGUGUACAG